GUGACUGCGCCUGUGCAAUAGGCUGUGCGGGCGGGGGACUGCAUCUCCCAGCAGGCCGUGUGGCAUUUUUUUUCAUCCCCUCGUGACGAGUGAUAUCCGGCGUGGAGGGGCAGGGCCGUGUGCGUGGCCCAGCCAGCAGCUGAAGCCGGGAGGGGAGCGGUCGGUGGCCCGUGGGCGCCAGCCGCCAUGGAAGCUGUACCCCGCAUGCCCAUGAUCUGGCUGGACCUGAAGGAGGCCGGUGACUUCCAAUUCCAGCCAGCGGUGAAGAAGUUUGUCCUGAAGAAUUAUGGAGAGAACCCAGAAGCCUACAAUGAGGAAUUGAAGAAGCUGGAGUUGCUCAGACAGAAUGCUGUCCGUGUACCCCGAGACUUUGAGGGCUGCAGUGUCCUUCGCAAAUACCUUGGCCAGCUCCACUACCUGCAGAGUCGAGUCCCUAUGGGCUCAGGCCAGGAGGCUGCCAUCCCUGUCACUUGGACUGAGAUCUUCUCAGGCAAGUCUGUGGCUCAUGAGGACAUCAAGUACGAGCAGGCCUGUAUUCUCUACAACCUUGGGGCACUGCACUCCAUGCUGGGGGCCAUGGACAAGCGGGUGUCUGAAGAGGGCAUGAAGGUCUCCUGUACCCACUUCCAGUGUGCAGCGGGCGCCUUCACCUACCUACGUGAGCACUUCCCUCAGGCCUACAGUGUCGACAUGAGCCGCCAGAUCCUCACUCUCAAUGUUAACCUCAUGCUGGGCCAGGCUCAGGAGUGCCUUCUGGAGAAGUCAAUGUUGGACAACAGGAAGAGCUUUCUAGUGGCCCGCAUCAGUGCACAGGUAGUAGAUUAUUAUAAGGAAGCGUGCCGGGCCUUGGAGAACCCAGACACGGCCUCGCUGCUGGGUCGCAUCCAGAAGGACUGGAAGAAGCUUGUGCAGAUGAAAAUCUACUACUUUGCAGCUGUGGCUCAUCUGCAUAUGGGAAAGCAGGCCGAGGAGCAGCAGAAGUUUGGAGAGCGAGUUGCAUACUUUCAGAGUGCCCUGGACAAGCUCACUGAAGCCAUCAAGUUGGCCAAGGGACAGCCUGAUACAGUGCAAGAUGCACUUCGCUUCACUAUGGAUGUCAUUGGGGGAAAAUACAAUUCUGCCAAGAAGGACAAUGACUUCAUCUACCAUGAAGCUGUCCCAGCACUAGAUACCCUUCAGCCUGUCAAAGGAGCCCCCUUGGUGAAACCCUUGCCAGUGAAUCCCACAGACCCAGCGGUUACAGGCCCCGACAUCUUCGCCAAACUGGUACCCAUGGCUGCCCAUGAGGCCUCAUCACUGUAUAGUGAGGAGAAGGCCAAACUGCUUCGGGAGAUGAUGGCCAAGAUUGAGGACAAGAAUGAGGUCUUAGACCAGUUCAUGGAUUCAAUGCAGCUGGAUCCUGAGACAGUGGACAACCUUGAUGCGUACAGCCACAUCCCACCCCAGCUCAUGGAGAAGUGUGCAGCUCUCAGUGUGCGGCCAGACACUGUCAGGAACCUCGUCCAGUCCAUGCAAGUGCUGUCAGGUGUGUUCACGGAUGUGGAGGCCUCCUUGAAGGACAUCAGGGACCUGCUGGAGGAGGAUGAGCUGCUAGAGCAGAAGUUCCAGGAAGCACUGGGCCAAGCAGGAGCCAGCCUAGCUGUCUCCAAGGCUGAGCUGGCAGAGGUGAGGCGAGAAUGGGCCAAAUACAUGGAAGUCCAUGAGAAGGCCUCCUUCACCAACAGUGAGUUGCACCGUGCCAUGAAUCUGCACGUGGGCAACCUACGGCUGCUCAGUGGGCCACUAGAUCAGGUCCGGGCUGCCCUGCCCACCCCAGCUCUCACCCCAGAGGACAAGGCUGUGCUGCAGAACCUGAAGCGCAUCCUGGCUAAAGUGCAGGAGAUGCGGGACCAACGUGUGUCCCUGGAGCAGCAGCUGCGUGAGCUUAUCCAGAAGGAUGAUAUCACUGCCUCACUGGUUACUACAGACCACUCAGAGAUGAAGAAGCUCUUUGAGGAACAGCUGAAGAAGUACGACCAGCUGAGGGUAUACCUGGAACAGAACCUGGCUGCCCAAGACAAUGUCCUCCGUGCAUUGACAGAGGCUAAUGUACAGUAUGCGGCUGUGCGACGCGUGCUAAGCGACCUGGACCAAAAGUGGAACUCCACGCUACAGACGCUAGUGGCUUCAUAUGAAGCCUAUGAGGACUUGAUGAAGAAGUCCCAGGAGGGCAAGGACUUUUAUGCAGACCUGGAGAGCAAGGUGGCUGCUCUGUUGGAACGGGCACAGUCUACCUGCCAGGCUCGUGAAGCUGCCCGCCAACAGCUCUUAGACAGGGAGCUGAAGAAGAAGCCACCACCACGGCCCACAGCCCCCAAACCACUGCUGGCCCGAAGGGAGGAAGGGGAGACAGAGAUAGGAGACCCCCCUGAGGAGCUGCGCAGCCUGCCUCCUGACCUGGUGUCUGGCCCAAGACUACCUGACACUUUCCUGGGAACUGUGACCCCACUCCACUUUCCUCUUGGCCCAGGACCCCAUUACCUCUCAGGCCCCUUACCCCCUGGAGCCUACUCAGGCCCCAGCCAGAUGAUGCAGCCCAGGGCCCCAGGACCCCCCACAAUGUCCAUGGCACCUGGGUCGGCCCUCUACCCAGCCCCUGCCUACACACCAGAGUUGGGCCUUGUGCCCCGAUCUUCCCCCCAGCAUGGUGUGGUAAGCAGCCCCUAUGUGGGGGUAGGGCCACCUCCACCAGUUGCAGGUCUGCCCUCAGCCCCACCUUCUCAAUUCGCAGGCCCUGAGUUGGCUGUGGCAGUUCGGCCAGCCACCACCACAGUAGACAGUGUCCAGGCCCCCAUCUCCAGCCACACAGCACCACGGCCAAACCCCAGCCCUGCUCCUCCCCAGCCCUGCUUCCCAGUGCCUCCACCACAGCCCCUGCCCACGCCCUACUCCUACCCUAUAGGGACCAAGCAAUCUCUCACAGCGCCCCCAGCCCAGCGCCACUUCUCUCCUGGGAUUUCCACAGGUUUUCCAGUCCCAAGGAUAGGGCCCCAUCCCCAUCCUUCACGAGCAACACUUGGGUCUCAGGUCCCCCAACUCCAGCAUCCACACAUCUUCCCACCCCAGACCCCAGGUCUCUUACCCCCACAGCCUACUUACCCCUUUGCUCCUCAGCCUGGUGUCCUGGGGCAGCCGCCACCCCUGCACACCCAGCUCUACCCAGGCCCCUCCCAAGACCCUCUGCCCCCCCAUUCAGGAGCUCUGCCUUUCCCCAGCCCUGGGCCCCCUCAGCCUCCCCAUCCCACCUUGGCAUUUGGUACUGCUUCUUCUACCAGACCUCUGGGUCCCCAGAUAGCCCCUCUCUCCAUUCAAGGCCCCUCACCUGUUGGCCAACCCACCCCUAGUCCCCACCUGGUGCCUUCACCUGCCCCAUCACCAGGGCCUGGCCCAGUGCCCUCUCGGACCCCGGCAGCAGAGCCACCCCUGUGCUCACGCCGAGGUACUGCAGCUGCAGACCUACUCUCCUCUAGUCCUGAGAGCCAGCAUGGCAGCACACAACCUCCUGGGGGUGGGCAGCCCUUGCUGCAGCCUACCAAGGUGGAUGCAGCUGAGGGCCGUCGACCACAGGCCCUGCGGCUGAUUGAGCGGGACCCCUAUGAGCAUCCUGAGAGGUUGCGGCAGUUGCAGGAGGAGCUGGAGGUCUUUCGGGGCCAGCUUGGGGAUACAGGGACUCUGGACACCAUCUGGCGGGAAUUGCAAGAUGCACAGGAACAGGAUGCCCGAGCCCGUUCUAUCGCCAUAGCUCGCUGCUACUCCCUGAAGAACCGACACCAGGAUGUCAUGCCCUAUGACAGUAACCGUGUGGUUUUGCGCUCAGGCAAGGAUGACUACAUCAAUGCUAGCUGCGUGGAGGGGCUCUCUCCAUACUGCCCACCCUUAGUGGCCACUCAGGCACCACUGCCUGGCACCGCUGCUGACUUCUGGCUUAUGGUACAUGAGCAGAAAGUGUCAGUCAUUGUCAUGCUGGUGUCUGAGGCUGAAAUGGAGAAGCAAAAGGUAGCACGCUACUUCCCCACUGAGAGGGGCCAGCCCAUGGUGCAUGGUGCCCUGAGCCUGGCCCUGAGCAGCGUCCGAACCACCGAAACCCACGUGGAGCGUGUACUGAGCCUGCAGUUCCGAGACCAGAGCCUCAAGCGCUCUCUUGUGCAUCUCCACUUUACCACUUGGCCUGAGUUAGGCCUGCCUGACAGCCCCAGCAACUUGUUGCGCUUCAUCCAGGAGGUACACGCGCAUUACCUGCACCAGCGGCCCCUGCACACACCCAUCGUUGUGCACUGCAGCUCUGGUGUGGGCCGCACAGGGGCCUUUGCGUUGCUCUACGCUGCUGUGCAGGAGGUGGAGGCAGGGAAUGGGAUCCCUGAGCUGCCUCAGCUGGUGCGGCGCAUGCGGCAGCAGAGGAAGCACAUGCUGCAAGAGAAACUGCACCUCAGGUUCUGCCAUGAGGCUGUGGUGAGACAUGUGGAGCAGGUCCUGCAGCGCCAUGGUGUGCCCCCUCCAUGCAAGCCCUUGACCAGCACAAGCCUCAGCCAGAAGAAUCAUCUUCCUCAGGACUCCCAGGACCUCGUCCUUGGUGGGGAUGUGCCUAUUAGCUCCAUCCAGGCCACCAUUGCUAAGCUUAGCAUCCGGCCUCCUGGGGGCUUGGAUUCUCCUGCUGCCAGCCAGCCAGGCCCCAUAGAGCCCCAAGGCCUGCCGCCAGCCAGCCUCCCAGAGCCUACCCCAGUCCCAUCUUCCUCCCCACCUCCUCUUGCCUCACCCCUGCCUGAGGUCCCCCAGCCAGAGGAAGAGCAGCCAGUGCCUGAAGCCCCCAACUUGGGGCCCCCCUCCUCCUCCCUGGAGCUGCUGGCCUCCUUGACCCCAGAGGCCUUCUCCCUGGACAGUUCCUUGCGGGGAAAGCAGCGGAUGAGCAAGCAGAAUUUUCUGCAGGCUCAUAAUGGGCAGGGUUUGAGGGCUGCCCGGCCCACUGAUGACCCCCUUAGCCUUCUGGAUCCACUCUGGACACUCAACAAGACCUGAACAGGCUUUGCCUGCCUAUUCCUUAUACUACAUCAUCUCUGCUCACCUGCUCUUGCCCAGCAGUGCCUCUCUGGAUAGGCACUCUCUUACUCCCGUUCCCCCUGCCUGGCCCAGCCCAAACCCCUGUGGGGUUGGAGAUGCACUAUGGACCUUGGGUCAGGGUGCCCUCCUUUGUGGGACCUGGUAUUUUUCAGCUCUUUGCUAUUGAAAUAAUAAACCAACCUGUUCUAUGGCCAGU
This is a messenger RNA of Nycticebus coucang (slow loris), 5290 nucleotides long. RefSeq names its product protein tyrosine phosphatase non-receptor type 23 (gene PTPN23). The transcript is spliced from 25 exons. Gene Ontology annotation, molecular function: protein binding; protein tyrosine phosphatase activity. Bases 187 to 5052 code for a protein of 1621 amino acids. Gene Ontology annotation, biological process: endocytic recycling; protein transport to vacuole involved in ubiquitin-dependent protein catabolic process via the multivesicular body sorting pathway; protein dephosphorylation. Gene Ontology annotation, cellular component: endosome. NCBI's taxonomy places the organism in Eukaryota, Metazoa, Chordata, Mammalia, Primates, Lorisidae. The record is from RefSeq and is a predicted model, not a curated record.